AUGGCAACCCCAGGCACUCAGUAUAUGAUGCAAGCCGGCCUAGCAGUCGGCAUGGCAUGCACUCUCCACACCCCAAGCCGGUGGACCCUCGCUCUGCAUGGUGUGGGUGGAAAGGACGUACUCGUUCCCUACCUGAGUAUCGGCGCAUGGUCAUGGGGCGAUAAAGCAACCUUCAACUACAACCCAAAACGAGACCUCCCGCGCAUUCACGCAGCGUGGGCCAAGCUCAAGUCUGUCGGGUUGACCUUUGUGGAUACAGCGCAAUCAUACGGCGACGGCGAGAGCGAGCGGAUAUGUGGAACCCUGUUCCGGGGCAUACCUCGCAACUCUUUCGUAGUACAAACAAAGUGGCUCUCAACACCAGAUAUGACCAAUACACUCAUGCAGGCUGGCGGGCCCAAGUCUAAGCUUAAAGAUUCGCUUCUCCGUCUUAACCUAGAUUAUGUCGACAUCUAUCUCGUACACGGGCCUAUCCACCCUAGCAAAAUAUCCACGAUCGCCAAGGGAAUGGCCGACUGUGUGGAAUCCGGGAUGGCGCGCGCGGUUGGGGUGGCUAAUUACGAUACAAAAGAGAUGAUCAAGAUGGCCGAUGAGCUGGCCAAGCACGACAUCCCGCUCUCUGUCUGCCAGUGCGAGUACUCAAUCGUCCGCCGCUUGCCUGAAGUCAGCGGCAUGAUCCGAGAAUCCAAAAAGCGGAGUAUCUGCUUUCAGGGGUUUGCUUCGCUGGCUGAGGGUCGUCUUUCUGGUAAAUAUUCACGCUUCAAUGAGCCCCAACGCAGGCGGCGCUUCAGCAAUUAUCACAUGCACAUACUGGAACCUACUAUUAAUGUCUUGAAGAGUAUUGCCGAGGAACGGCAUGUGCCUGUUCCUGCUGUUGCACUGAAUAACUCUAUCAAUAAGGGUGUUCUGCCGCUGGUUGGCGUGCGCGAUGCUGGUUAA
Messenger RNA from Penicillium crustosum, 939 nucleotides. RefSeq lists its product as uncharacterized. Gene Ontology annotation, molecular function: oxidoreductase activity. Lineage: Eukaryota; Fungi; Ascomycota; Eurotiomycetes; Eurotiales; Aspergillaceae. The coding region runs from base 1 to 939 and encodes 312 amino acids. The transcript has 2 exons. The record is from RefSeq and is a predicted model, not a curated record.